CGACCAUGGGUAAAGAUAAGACUCACAUUAACGUCGUGGUUAUUGGUCACGUCGAUUCUGGAAAGUCCACCACAACUGGACAUCUUAUUUACAAGUGUGGGGGUAUUGAUAAACGUACGAUAGAGAAAUUUGAAAAAGAAGCAGCUGAACUGGGUAAAGGUUCCUUCAAAUAUGCUUGGGUUUUGGACAAACUGAAAGCUGAACGUGAACGUGGUAUUACAAUUGAUAUUGCCCUCUGGAAGUUCGAAACUCCAAAAUAUUAUGUCACUGUUAUUGAUGCCCCCGGACAUCGUGACUUUAUUAAAAACAUGAUUACUGGUACUUCCCAGGUAAAUAAAUUUGCUGUGUCUACAACUUCUAAACUUGAGGCGAAAUUGCCACGUUUCAUACAAGCUGGUAUUUCCAAGGAUGGACAGACUCGUGAACAUGCACUUUUAGCCUAUACCCUUGGUGUUAAGCAACUUAUUGUUGCUGUUAACAAGAUGGAUACGACCAAGUGGUCUGAAGAGCGAUUUAACGAAAUCGUCAAAGAAGUCUCCGGAUUUAUCAAAAAAGUUGGCUACAAUCCCAAGACCGUCGCGUUCGUCCCAAUAUCCGGCUGGCACGGCGAUAACAUGUUAGAAGAAUCGUCGAAUAUGCCAUGGUUCAAGGGAUGGCAAAAGGAAAUUAAAGGGGGAAGUGCUAAGGGCAAGACACUUUUGGAAGCCAUCGACUCUAUUGAGCCACCAACUAGACCUACCGACAAGCCCCUUCGUCUCCCUCUUCAAGAUGUUUACAAGAUUGGUGGUAUCGGUACCGUCCCCGUGGGUCGUGUUGAAACCGGUGUUAUCAAAGCUGGCAUGGUCGUCACCUUUGCUCCAGUCGGUCUUACCACUGAAGUCAAAUCGGUGGAAAUGCAUCACGAACAGUUAGUCGAAGGUUUACCGGGUGACAAUGUCGGAUUUAAUGUCAAGAACGUGUCAGUUAAGGAAAUUCGUCGAGGGUUUGUCUGCUCCGAUUCCAAGAAUGACCCUGCCAAAGAAUCGGCGUCCUUCAACGCUCAGGUCAUUGUUCUCAACCACCCUGGACAAAUUUCCGCUGGGUAUGCGCCAGUUUUGGAUUGCCACACCGCCCAUAUUGCUUGUAAAUUUUCAGAAUUGCAAGAAAAGAUUGAUCGUCGUUCUGGUAAAAAGCUUGAGGAUAACCCCAAAUUCGUUAAAUCUGGAGAUGCAGCUAUUGUUAAAAUGAUUCCAUCUAAACCGAUGUGUGUCGAGGCUUUCUCUGAGUAUCCUCCGUUAGGUCGUUUCGCCGUGAGAGAUAUGCGUCAGACGGUCGCUGUGGGAGUUAUCAAGGCCGUCGAAAAAGUUGACAAGUCGGGCAAGACCACCAAAGCAGCUGUCAAGGCUUCAAAGAAAUAA
Molecule: messenger RNA, 1397 nt
Organism: Acaulospora colombiana
Lineage: Eukaryota; Fungi; Glomeromycota; Glomeromycetes; Diversisporales; Acaulosporaceae
Source: the annotation of a GenBank genome assembly